Vanrija pseudolonga is the source of this 1303-nucleotide messenger RNA. Its product is annotated as CRAL-TRIO domain-containing protein. NCBI's taxonomy places the organism in Eukaryota, Fungi, Basidiomycota, Tremellomycetes, Trichosporonales, Trichosporonaceae. The transcript is spliced from 7 exons. The record is from RefSeq and is a predicted model, not a curated record. Bases 21 to 1187 code for a protein of 388 amino acids. Gene Ontology annotation, molecular function: phosphatidylinositol transfer activity.
CUCACCACUCCACGACCACAAUGUCCUCCUUCUUCAGCAGGUCGUCGAAGAAGUCGAGCAAGAGCGCGGCGUCGAGCGCAGCGCCCAGCGUAGCCUCGAGCGCGGCGGCGCCAAGCAUCGCCCCGAGUGCCGCGAGCACCGCGGCGGCGAGCGACGCCGGAGCGAGCGUGCGCACGAUCGGCCCCCCAACAUCGUCGAUUAUCGCGGUCGCUCCCGCGUCGAGUGUGAUCCCCGAGCGCAACUACACGGAGGAGGAGCUGGGCAAGAUCACCCAGCUGCGCGAGUAUACUUCGACGCUGCAGCUGCCCCCGUCCGACGCCUACGCGCCCUGGGAGGCGCGCUUCCUCGCCGAUCCCGCCGUGCACGCGCGAUACAUGCGCGCGGCGAAAUGGCACGUCGAGGACGCGAAGAAGCGGAUCAAGGCGACGGUCGAGUGGCGGCGCGAGUUCCAGCCCGACUUGAUCGAGCCGGGCGAGAUUGAGGUCGAGCAGGAGACGGGCAAGCUCGUCAUCUCCGGGUUCGACCGGAACGGCCGCCCGCUCAUGUACAUGCGUCCCGGGCGGCAGAACACCAAGGAGACGCCGCGCCAGCUGCGCUACACGGUGUACUUUUUGGAGCGCUGCAUCGACCUCAUGCCUGCUGGGCAGGAGAGCGUCACCCUCGUGAUCGACUAUGCGUCGAUUUCGUUCUCCCAACGCACGUCGCCGCGCAUGGCGAUGGACGUGCUGCAUGUGCUGCAGAACCACUAUGUCGAGCGCCUCGGCCGCGCGCUGCUCGUCAACGUCCCGUGGUUCUUCUCGGCCUUCUUCACCGCCGUCUCGCCCUUCAUCGACCCCGUGUCAAGGGACAAGAUCCGCUUCAACCCCGCCAUUCUCGAGCUCAUCGAGCCCGACCAGCUCGAGAGCGACUACGGCGGCACCGUCAACUUUGUCUACGAGCACGGCGUGUACUGGAAGGAGCUGAGCGACUUCUGCCGCAUCGCGCCAGACGGCAAGCGCCUCGACCCCACCGGCAAGCCGUGGGUCCCGCCCACCGGGCUGGGGAUCAAGCAUGCCGUCGACGAGUUUGUCGCGGACGAGGAGGCGACGCUCGCCGAGGGCGGCGUGGACGAGGCCGACGUGGCCACGCCCAAGGCUGUGGCCGCGGCGCUGCCCUCCAUCGAGGGUGUUGUCGGCGUCGCGGCGUAGCGCGCGGCGGCGGCGGCGGCGCCACCACACACUCCAUAGAGCCUCCUUUCUCUUCUUCCCCUUCUCGGCGUCACGACCUCACGACCUCCCUGUACAUAGACACUAGACUUCAUGCA